AUGAGCACGUUACUCUCUUUUCAGCGGACGUUGCCGACUACGGGCUACAACCUCACCACAUCGAAGCAAUCGGUUCAAGAAGUGUAUGUUGAAGAAGCGGGACGGGCUUGUUUCCUCGGAGCGCCUAACUCGGGCGAUGGCUUUGGGGUGUGCUAUUCAGACAACGUACCUGUCGUCGACGACAGAUACCAAGACUCGAUUUCGGAGGUGAUGCUUUUCAAGACCGAUGCGAACGACUUUGACGUGAUCGUGUACGACAACGAAUACUACAAUGAGCGCGACAAUUCUCUGGCGAACGAGGGUGCUGUUGGGCUCCAACAGCGCUUCACUGGCUUCAGCAAGAUCCUCAAAAGGGGCCCAAAAUCCCUUGUAGAGCGAAGGCAGGAACCAUGCCGAAGCAGCAUCCGCUCAAUCAAGUUUGUUCGCUGGGAGAGAGGAAGACUAGGACGUCACGUCCAGUUCACUCGCUCCGGCGUUGUAGAUGCACAGCUUGGUGAACCGAUCGGUUGA
Peronospora matthiolae is the source of this 510-nucleotide messenger RNA. The record is from the annotation of a GenBank genome assembly. NCBI's taxonomy places the organism in Eukaryota, Oomycota, Peronosporomycetes, Peronosporales, Peronosporaceae.